Molecule: messenger RNA, 1825 nt
Organism: Pundamilia nyererei
Lineage: Eukaryota; Metazoa; Chordata; Actinopteri; Cichliformes; Cichlidae
Gene: sap30bp
Product: SAP30 binding protein
Exons: 10
Coding region: 264-1271 (335 amino acids)
Biological process (GO): regulation of DNA-templated transcription
Cellular component (GO): nucleus
Source: RefSeq, a predicted model, not a curated record
UAAUAAGUUAAGUCAUGGUGAAGGGAAAGUGGUGGUUUUUCGUUUUUUGAGAAGUACUGGUCUCAUCAAGAGGAUCUGAGGAUUCAGGAGUGACGGACGGUUAACAGCCAGGAGAUGGCAGUAAUGCAACAGUUUUGGAUGCAAGCUGCCGUUAAACUUGACUGAAGAAGAAGGAGAAGAAGAAGAAGAAGAAUGAACGCUGGCCAACAAAAUGACUACAUUUCCCAGUGGCAGACCAGUUCCUUCGGUGUGUUACCGUUUUGAUGACGUCAAUAUUCUGCGACCCACCGUUUAUGCGAUACUACACAGAAAUGGCGAGCGGUAAAAAGAGUACGCUGCUGUCGUCUUUAGCGGUCUAUGGAGAUGAUUCGGAGCCCGACUCUGACCCUGAACAAGAAGAAUCAGGGGGGCGUGUAGGAAGCCUUGUAUAUCGCUAUGAUGAGGAUGACCUGAACCAAACUGUGGACCCAGAAGAAAAAGAGUCUGCAGAUGAAGACAGCAGAGAAAACAACUCGGAAGUGGACGAAUCUGACGAGGGGAGGGACGCAGAUGACUUUGAGAUCCCAGAAGCAGAAAAAAAGGACCCCAAGGAGCUAGUUGCUCUGUUUUCAGAAAAGGUGAGAAACAUGUCACCUGACGAGAUCAAGAUCCCCUCCGAACCCCCCGGACGCUGCUCCAGCCAUCUACAGGAGAAGAUUCAUAAGCUGUAUGAGAGGAAGCUCCAUGGAGAUUUUGACACAAACGCCCAUAUCCAGCAAAAGAAGGAAUUUAGAAACCCAAGUAUUUACGAGAAGCUCAUUCAGUUCUGCGCCAUAGAUGAACUGGGAACCAACUACCCAAAAGAUAUGUUCGAUCCUCAUGCCUGGUCGGAAGACUCUUACUAUGAAGCUCUCGCCAAAGCUCAGAAGGUGGAGAUGGACAAACUGGAGAAAGCCAAGAAGGAACGGACCAAGGUGAGCCUAACGACAAAGAAGAGUGGAUUACUCUGUCAGUCUGCAUCAGGGAUUGAGUUUGUCACGGGGACUAAGAAGGGCACCAACCCCUCCAGCACAGCAGCCUCCACCACCAGCAACACCACAACUACAUCCACAGAUGCCCAGAAGAGGAAAAGUAAGUGGGACUCUGCACUCCCUGUGACCCUGGCCCAGCCCACCCUCAUCACAACCACAGCCACGCUGCCCGCCGUCGUCUCUGUGACAACAACAGCAAGCGGUACCAAGACCACCGUCAUCUCCGCAGUGGGUACCAUCUUAAAGAAAGCAAAGCAGUGAGGAUGAUGAACGGGCUGCAGCGUGACCGACGGCCUGUAUUGUGCUGCAGCCGUUAUAUGUGUGAAAAGUGAUGGACACAUUUUCAGAACCAGCCCACAAAUUCUUUCUGCUCCUCGUGGACUCACAAAGACUAAAAACUGCCUUCUAUCUCUGGGAUUGUAUCUGCAUUAUGGCAUCACAAAGCCAAACUGAGCACGGGGACAAUACUCCUCUGUAAAUCUGAUGCAUGCAGAUCUUUCUAAACAAGCGACUAUGUCAUUGUGCUUUUUUCUUUUUCUUUAUUUGAUGGCAACAUUUGUUUAUUUAAGACAGGAAAUUGUUGAAACUGUAAAAGGGUCCCUCACAGAACAGAUGUAGUUGAAAUGUCUGAAGUUUAUUUUUCUAUUCAUAGUUGUGGUACAGUAUUUUCAUGCCUGCUGUAGCACUGGAUUGUAAUCGUUCUUCUGUGGCACAGUGAAUGACUCUGAGCUGAGAUGUUUGUUUUUGGUUUUUUUUACUCUUGUACGUAUGUAUUGAUAAGAAGGUGAAUAAAUGGAUGAGAUGUUGCCUUUUCA